AGUACAAGCGGUGAGAAUGGCAUUUGGCAUUUGUGCGUGAAAUUGUAUUAGUUUUUGUAAGAACAAGUGCAUAUUUCUCACAAUAGCAGUUUCUUCCCAGUGGCCCUCGCGUAUUUGUGCAAUAAUUUAACUCCUUCAAGUGUUAAAAGUAUGUGUUGUGUAAAACCGUUUGUGUAUCGAAAAUUUUCUAUGUGAAUGGGUUGGGGUGGUUACUCCAGGUUUUGUUUCGUGCUUUGCAAUAAUGGAUUGACUUCCCGCUAACAUCGUUGGAAUUUAAAACAUUCGCGCAAGACCGGGAUGGAUGAAGGUCUACUCAAUGACCUGCUGGAGUGUUCCGUCUGUCUGGAGCGCCUGGACACCUCCUCUCGCGUCCUGCCAUGCCAGCACACGUUCUGUCUUAAAUGUCUUAAGGUAAUCGUCGAGUCCCACAAGGAGCUGCGAUGUCCCGAAUGCCGGGUCCUGGUGGAGGCGAAGGUGGAGGAGCUGCCUCCAAAUGUGCUCCUCAUGAGGAUCCUGGAGGGCAUGAAGAACUCGGCGCCGAGGAAGGUCAGCGCGCAACGCGUGAGGACCGGCCAUGGUCAGUCUCGAAUGUUCCAGAAUCAGCUGACACAGCAGACGUCUCGAUCAGAUAAGCAGAUGCCGCACGGCAGAGCGAUGUACGACUACAUAUCUAAAGAACCUGGCGACCUUUCGUUCAAGAAGGGUGAAACAGUAUUGUUCCAGAAGAAAUUGGAUCCGUUCUGGUAUCAUGGAGAAUGUUCUGGAAGGAGUGGUAUCUUCCCUAUCUCAUAUGUACAGGUGGUAGUACCGCUGCCAGUGGCCACUGCGCUGUGCAAAGCAUUGUACGACUUCCGAAUGUCCGCGCCCGAUGAGGAAGGCUGUCUCGCUUUUGAUAAAGGAGCAAUUAUAACAGUGCACCGUCGCGUCGAUGAGAACUGGGCCGAGGGCCGGCUCGACCAGCGCGUGGGUAUCUUCCCCAUUGCCUUCGUUGAGUUGAACCAAGCAGCGAGGCAGCUUAUGAACAGUACUCCAGUGAAUCGUCCCGUCCCACCGAUACCGGACCACGCGAGGCCGGGACACUCCGACCAUAGACAUACUCAGCAUCCUCACCGAUACCAGCAAAUGUCCAUAUCCACACCGUCAUCCGCGCAAGGCAACUACCAGAACAUGGCCACGAUGAGCCAAUCGCAGCCAACGUUCCACGCCAACGCGCCAAUAUUGGCCCAGCCCUCGCAAAUAUUGGCGCCAACCGGUUGGGCGGACACACAACACGUCCCCAUGCAGCGAAACAUCAUGGAACGCGCACAGACAAAAAACCUCCUCGACAUCAUAGACUUCACUAACUCGCACAAAGCGAUCGGCGUGCAGAGCGUGUCGCGCAUCGGCGAGAACUACGAUCGAGUUAGGACCAAAUUCGACAACUACUCGACGAAACUCGACGCGACCUACCAGAACGUGAGGGCGCAUGAACACUUCCCAGUCACCACCGGUUUCAACUCGAACAUCAGCUCCGACUCGAGUUCGAGCAUGAACACGCCGUGCUCGACGACCACGCCCAACACGAGCUCGAACACGAGCACGUGCGAAAGCGCCGAGCCCAGCUUGCCGAGCUCGCCGGACAACAACACAGAGAGGAAUACGACGGUUAUCGCGCAAGAGGAGACGCAAGAGAACCAAGAUGUCAAUACGUCGAUGGGCGUUCUCAGCUUGAACGAGAGCUCGACGGCCACAAACACGUCCUUGAAUGUCAGCUUGCCGUCGGAGAGUCCGAAAUUGAAUGCGUCCACCGCGUCCAGCGCUUCGCAGAAUCAAGGCGAGUGCCAAGAAAUCGCAAGCAACAAUGAACCUACGAGCCUUCCGUGUACGUCUAAGAAUAUACGAUCGAGUGGACCGGAUUCGAUACUGAAUUUCGGCCUGGGAUUGCAAGCGGCGUUGUCUCCGUCUCAUAGUAAAGACAGUAACUAUAUGGUCACAAGAGCGCAUAGGGACCAUCAUCAUAGAGAGAAGAGACACAGUUUGACUCCGUCGUCGCAUUUGCAAGGGAAUCAUACGCAAAAUCGUCACUCCGCCGAGAUCCUAGCGACCAGUCUGCUGGACCACACGCCAGACAGAGAGCGAGAUAGGCCGGAGCGCGAGCGCGAGCGGGAGCGGGAGAGGGAGAGAGAGAGACGACGACGCCGGUCGCGCAGCAACGAGCGCCCUCUGCCGGCGGCCUAUGUGGCACUCUAUCCGUACAAGCCGCAGAAGCCGGAUGAGCUCGAGUUGAAGAAAGGAGGUGUGUACACAGUGAGAGAGAGAUGCAGAGACGGCUGGUACAAGGGCUGGUGCGAGAGACUGCAGCGGGCUGGAGUUUUCCCCGGCAACUACGUGGCCCCACUCACACCGUUGGCCACUAGGGUUAAACAUGAUAAGAACGUCGCGAGUCCAUCGUCAUCCAUUGUGAAAGUGGCGCCGACAAGCAACGCCAUGAACGCCACGAACGCAACUAACGCCACUAACGCCACGAACGCCACCAAUGCCACGAACGCCACGCCCGCCUCGAGCUCCAGUGGCAACUGUGGCAAUAAUCUCGCACCGCCAGACGCGCCACCGAGAGCCAACAGUCCUUUAGCGACUAACGCUCAACCGUUAACAUAUCCAUGGAGUUCCCCCGCACCUCAGCAGAGCACGCCGCGUCCUGAGAAGAAGGACAAAGCGAAAUCGGAGAAGUCGUCCAUAUCGACGGGCGUGAGCCUCAUGAAGCGGCUCGCAGCGAUGAAGAAGUGCAAGUCGCCGCCGCCCGCCGGCUACAGCAUGGACAACCCGGUGUUCGACGACUCGCCCAACACCUCGCUGCUGUACACGCCGCCGCAGCACGCGGUGCACGUGCGGUCGGGCUCAUGCCCAUCGCAAUUGCUACGCACGUUGCCCGGGCAUGGCUCUGCCUCUAGCGGGCAUUCGUCUGCCCCCACUGCGCACUCGUCUGCCCCAACCGGGCACGCGACCGCCGUUACGGGGCACGCUUCUGCCUCCACCGGGCAUAUAUCUGCCCAGGGCGGACAUAAUGCGAUGUCCAGACACAAGGAAAGGCCGCACGAUCAUCGCAUGCACAGCAGGGGCAGCGCGGAGGGCCCGUGGCAGAGCCAGCACCGCAAGUCGCAGUCGCUGGACGUGACGGCCGCGCGCCGCGAGCGGCACCACUCCCAGCCAGUUAAGGAGAGAUUCCGCUGUAUAGUGCCGUACCCGCCGAACUCUGAAUACGAGCUCGAGUUGAAAGUGGACGAUAUAGUGAUGGUGUGCAAGAAACGCGGCGACGGCUGGUACAAGGGCACAUUGCAGCGGACGGGACGAACGGGACUCUUCCCCGCCUCCUUUGUGCAGAGUUACCCGCCCGAAUGACGUCACUAUUGAAGAACUCGCCAGAUUUGAGCACAGCCAAUCAGCGGUCAGCGUGGCGUUGAUGUGAUUAGUCAGAGAUUUUCGAAAAUAGAAUGCUGUUGACCGAUCAGUAGCCGAAUAUUUUGGAUAUGCCAAUCGACGAUCAGCAUAGCAUUGAUGUGAUUGGUUGUAGAUUGACAACGCAUCUGAUUGGUUCUUUUAUUGAAAUUUGAAAAGAUGAACAGUUCAAAAUGUGCUCAAAACUCGCGAUGUGCUCUAUUGUUCGUGAUACGGACAUUAUUUAGUUGUUUUUGACAGCUAUUACACUGAAAUAUUGACAAGAGGGCAGAUGGAUUUUGUAAUACAUAAUUUUAUAGUGAUGCAUGAAUAUGUCAAUAUUAAUGGGCCAUUGUAUUAAAUAAUUUCGCCAUCUAUGUAUGUCUCACGGAUUUCAACUUCGUUAUAAAUUAAAUCGUCAAAUUAAAUAUUACUAGAUAGAGAUUUUUUAAGACGAAAAAACGAUAAACUAAGCAAAACAACUGAUAAAACUGACACAAACAAAUACUCAAGACAUCACAAAUUUUCCCAAACGAAUAACAAGUGACGCAAUUAACGAAUUUUGACAUUAGCAAUAAAAGUUCGCGCCAAAAUUGGACAUUAAACAUGGCGGCUUACGGACAAAUGAAAAAAAAAUUGUGGAUCAUUUCGUAGAAUUAGAAUAGAGUAUUUUAUAACUAUUGUAUAAAACCCUUUUACAUUUAGACAAAUUGUGAAUUUAUUAUUUAGUUUCGAUACGCUUAUUAUUUUAAUUUUAUGCUUUUAUUUACAAAACGACACCAGUUGAUGCUGGGUUAAUUUAAUUAUUUUUUGUGGCAAGUUUCGCGACUUAAUUAUACCACUGCCAUAUUAUUACAUCGUUUAUACCUAUUACUAAUUAACAGAAAAACCUUAAUUUUUAUAAACUCAGUGUUGCCACAUGAAAGUUGAAAAGUAGAAACGCAUGUUUUUCCUAAAAUUUUACAUUAUAUUUGAAUUUUGAAUUAAUAUUAAAGUAAAUUUAACUUGCAACACUGAUACCACUUAUACUCCCUUUUAGAUUGUAUUCAUUUAGAAAAAUAUAUUUAAAUAAAAAUAUAUUAUGGU
Messenger RNA from Zerene cesonia (dogface butterfly), 4500 nucleotides. It is a transcript of the gene POSH, whose product is annotated as E3 ubiquitin-protein ligase SH3RF1. Bases 298 to 3378 code for a protein of 1026 amino acids. Gene Ontology annotation, molecular function: metal ion binding; protein binding. NCBI's taxonomy places the organism in Eukaryota, Metazoa, Arthropoda, Insecta, Lepidoptera, Pieridae. The record is from RefSeq and is a predicted model, not a curated record. The transcript is spliced from 17 exons.